Molecule: messenger RNA, 588 nt
Organism: Brassica oleracea var. oleracea
Lineage: Eukaryota; Viridiplantae; Streptophyta; Magnoliopsida; Brassicales; Brassicaceae
Exons: 2
Coding region: 76-588 (170 amino acids)
Source: RefSeq, a predicted model, not a curated record
AUUAGCUAAAGACACUUGUUGCCGCCUUUGUCUCUUCACCUCUAGCCUAGACGACGGGAACUUACUCUUCCUCCGAUGGCGCCGCGUCUUUUAUCCUGUUUCGGCGUCAGAGGAUCCUCAACUUCCACCACCGGAAAAGGAAUAUCCGGACACAACGCUGCCGUCGUGGCUGCGGAUGUUCCCGCCGGUGACGGACCUGUUCUCGUUCAGCUCUUCUCGUCUCAAGGAUGUAAGACUUCUCCUGAGGCCGAGAUGCUUGUGUCGCGUCUUGGCCGUGGAGAUUUCGACGGUCAGAUCCGUCGUGAAGGUGGAUCUGGUUCUCCGGCGAUGAUUCUUGUUUUCCACGUUGAUUAUUGGGAUUACAUGGGGUGGAAGGAUCCGUAUGGAUCGAGCCAAUGGACGGUGAGGCAAAAGGCUUACAUCGAGGCGUUGAAUCAAGAUACGAUGUUUACUCCGCAGUUUGUGGUUCAAGGUCGCGUCCAGUUCCUUGGCAAUGAGGAAGAGAUUCUGCUCAAGUCCAUCGUCGAAGCACCUAGGUUUCCUUCUCCGGCGUUUCAGGUGACUACUUACAUAACAUUGCCAUGUUGA